Messenger RNA from Coregonus sp. 'balchen', 5637 nucleotides. The record is from the annotation of a GenBank genome assembly. NCBI's taxonomy places the organism in Eukaryota, Metazoa, Chordata, Actinopteri, Salmoniformes, Salmonidae.
AUGGAUGUAGAAGUAAAGCUAGAUGAGAGGGAUAGGCCUAUAUCCCCAGCUGUCGUAAGUUCGGAUCGUUUUGAUACACAGGCAGGUUAUGUGUAUGAUAUAAAUCCUCAUGAAGCGACGCCACAGCAGAUGUGUGGUAUUUUGUCAAAAGAUACUGGAGCAAGAGAUUGGGAGGUUAAGGCAGAAUCAAUAGGCCUAACUACUGUUGGUACUCAGGACAGGGAGAUUACAGAUAGUGUACUUGUUCCGAGUAUCAACACCGUGUUUCAGGACAAGGCUGCAAAGAUAGACAUUCUGAAUACAAAUGUUGAAGGUAAAAAUGUUCAUGUCCAUACAGAGCAACAUAAUCCUAGCACCUCUGUCAAAGAUGAGUCAUGUUUUGAAAUACCACCCAGUGAUAUUCAAAUUGGAAAAGUAUUUACAUUGUCUCAAUCACCAUUGUUAGCUGCAGAAAGUGGUUAUUCUAGAGGUCAAAUUGACCUAACUGCAACGGUAUGAAUUUGCAAUUCGAACAAUGAUGAAAGUAAAGGGCUUGACAAAGCCCAAACUAUGAAAACCUGAAUUGUUAACUCAAGUCUUUGACAGUAUACUUCCUAUGACAGUAUCAAAAACAUGCAGCUCCUGUGUAAAGCACUCAAAUAACAGGCCAAGUGUCUCCUCAUAUCAAAGAGACCAUGUUUAAUGAAACAGAUGUACCACAGAGUGCUGUUGAAACAGCAACACUUGGCCUGCAGAAUGGACCUACUGACAUCUGCAUAAAGGAAAAAUCGCAUCUGGAAUUUACAUCUGCUCAGCAUGUUAAUAUGAAGACCAUCUCUACUGACACAGAUGUAUCACUGUCUGAUGAGGAAGCAGUGCACAGACAUAGAAGGGACCAAUCUUUUAUGAAAUCUACAACAGAAGAUAAAAUGAAGGACCUCUACCCCCUCUGUAAGAAAAUAGGUUUAGACCUUGAAGUGAAAAAAAAAAUGAAGCAAUUUUAUCUUGAUUUCCAAAAUGAUGGAGAUCUUCUUGAAAAUAUCAUCGACAAUUUACGCAGGAGGUGUGAAUCAUAGAAUAGGGUUUAUUUGGCCAAUACAGCAGUCCACAGCAAUGCGUGCAGUGCGACUUAAAUGGGUACUGGGAAAACAAAACACACAGGUGAAUAUCCCGGCGAUAAAAGUAACCCAAUGCUCAACACGAGCUAGCGACACCUCUACAUGGAACAAUAACACACAAAGACAUGGGGGAACAGAGGGAAUAAUUAUACAGAGACUGAUGAGGGGAUAUGUACCAGGUGUGUGUGAAAAACAAGACAAAACAAAUGGAAUGAUGAAAAGAGGAGCGGCAUUGGCUACAAGGCCGGUGACGACGAACGCUGAAGCCUGCCCGAACAAGGAGAUGAGGCAGCUUCGGAGGGAUGAGGCAGCUUCGGAGAGAUGAGGCAGCCCCUUAACACGCAGCUCUAGCAGCGCGUCGACACCGGCCCUGGGGACGGCCAGGAGGACGCGGAGCGGGGCGAUUCGGAUGGCGACGGUGGAAAUCCCGCAACAGGGAGGGAUCGAGGACAUCCUUCACCGGGACCCAGCACCGCUCCUCCGGACCGUACCCCUCCCACUCCACGAGGUUCUGAAGGCCCUCUGCCCGACGCCUCGAAUCCAGGAUGGAACGGAGGGAGUACGCCGGGGCGCCCUCGAUGUCCAGAGGGGGCGGAGGGACCUCCCGCACCUCAGACUCCUGGAGCGGAACAGCCACCACCGGCCUGAGGAGACACACGUGAAACGAUGAGUUAAUACGGUAAUCAGGAGGGAGCAGCAACCUAUACGUAACCUCGUUCACUCUCCUCAGGACUUUGAACGGCCCCACAAACCGCGGGCCCAGCUUCCGGCAGUGCAGGUGGAGGGGCAGGUUCCGGGUCGAGAGCCAGACCCGAUCACCCGGAAAAAAGACUGGGGCCUCACUGUGGUGGUGGUCAGCGUUAGACUUCUGGCGCUGCACGGCGCGCUGGAGGUAGACGUGGGCGGUGUUCCACGUCUCCUCAGCGCGCCGAAACCAGUCGUCCACCGCAGGAGCUUCGGUGUGGCUCUGAUGCCAUGGUGCCAGGACCGGAUGAUACCCUAAAACACAUUGAAAUGGUGACAUGUUAGUGGAGGAGUGGCGGAGAGAGUUCUGGGCAUAUUCGGCCCAUGGCAAGAACAUGAGGAGACCACUCCCCCGGCCGGUCCUGGCAGUAGGACCGCAGAAACCUACCCACAUCCUGAUUCACCCGUUCCACCUGCCCAUUAGAUUCGGGGUGAAACCCAGAGGUCAGGCUAACCGAGACCCCCAGACGUUCCAUGAACGCCUUCCAGACCCUAGACGUAAACUGGGGACCCCGGUCAUGUCCUCUGGCACCCCGUAGUGCCGGAAGACGUGAGUAAAAAGGGCUUCUGCAGUUUGCAGGGCCGUGGGGAUACCGGGCAGAGGAAAGGGGGUGGCAGGCUUUUGAAAAGCGGUCCACAACGACCAGGAUGGUGGUGUUACCCUGAGAGAGGGGAAGAUCAGUUAGAAAAUAAUCAAUAAGUGGGACCAUGGCCGUUGUGGAACUGGUAAGGGAUGUAACUUACCCGCUGGAAGGUGCCUAGGUGCCUUACUCUGGGGGCACACCGAGCAGGAGGAGACAUACACCCUCACUACCUUAGCCAAGGUAGGCCACCAGUACUUCCCGGUAAGGCAGCGCACUGUACGGCCGAUGCCUGGGUGACCAGAGGAGGGGGACGUGUGUGCCCAAUAGAUAAGACGAUCACAGACACUAGACGGCACGUACCAAAGCCCAGCUGGGCACUGAGGUGGAGAUGGCUCUGUGCGUAACGCCCGCUCUAUGUCCGCGUCCACCGCCCACACCACGGGCGCCACAAUGCAGGAGGCCGGGAGUUUGGGGGUGUUAUCAAUGGGCCUCUCCUCUGUGUCGUACAGCCGUGACAGUGCGUCUGCCUUCACGUUCUUAGUGCCUGGUAUAUAGGACAGCGUGAAGAACCGGGUGAAGAACAAGGCCCACCUGGCCUGGCGAGGGUUCAGCUUCCUCGCUGCCCGGAUGUACUCCAAGUUAUGGUGGUCAGUCCAGACGAGGAAAGGGUGUUUAGCCCCCUCGAGCCAGUGCCUCCAUGCUGUCAGGGCUCUGACAACAGCCAAUAGCUCCCGAUCACCAACGUCAUAGUUCUGCUCCGCCGGGCUGAGCUUCUUAGAGAAGAAGGCACUGGGGCAGAGCUUGGGUGGUGUGCCCGAGCGUUGGGAUAGGACAGCGCCUACCCCUACCUCGGACGUGUCCACCUCCACUACGAACGGCAAUGAGGGAUCGGGAUGGACCAGUACCGGGGCUGAGGUGAACAGAGCCCUCAGGGUACUGAAAGCCCUGUCAGCCUCAGCAGACCAGCGGAGCCGGGACGGCCCACCCUUCAACAGAGAGGUGAUGGGGACUGCGACGUUGCCAAAGCCCCGGAUAAACUUCCGAUAGUAAUUGGCAAAGCCAAUGCAGCACUGCACCUCCUUAACCGUGGUUGGAGUCAGCCAAUUACGCAAGGCUGAAAUGCAGUCUCACUCCAUCUUCACACCUGAGGUGGUGAUUUGGUAUCCGAGGAAGGAGAUGGAUUGUUGGAAGAACAGACAUUUUUCUGCCUUGGCAUACAGGUCAUGCUCCAACAGUCGCCCAAGCACUCUGCGAACCAGGGACACAUGCUCGGCGCGCAGGAUGUCAUCGAUGUAGACCACCACACCGCGACCAAGCACGUCCCGAAACACCUCGUUCACAAAGGACUGGAAGACUGAUGGAGCAUUCAUCAACCCGUACGGCAUCACAAGGUAUUCAUAAUGCCCGUGGUGGUGCUAAAUGCUGUCUUCCAUUCGUCCCCUUCCCGGACACGCACCAGGUUGUACACACUCCUGAGAUCUAAUUUAGUGAAGAAGCGCGCCCCAUGCAUUGAUUCGAUCACAGAGGAAAUUAGGGGUAGAGGAUAACUAUAGCGAAUUGUAAUUUAAUAUGUGCACGUUAAUCCAUGCAAGGGCGCAGACACCCGUCUUUCUUCUUCACGAAAAAUAAACUUGAGAAGGCGGGUGAAGUGGAGGGAUGUAUGAACACCUGACGCAGGGACUCGGAGACGUAUGUUUCCAUAGCCUCCGUUUCAGCCUGAAACAGAGGAUAUACAUGACUCCUGGGCAGCACAGCGUCUAACCGGAGGUUUAUCGCGCAACCCCCCGCACGAUGGGGUGGUAAUUUGGUUGCCUGCGUUUUGGGAAAGGCGUGCGCCAAAUCGAGGUAUUCGGGGGGAAUGCACAUGGUGGAGGCAUUGUCUGGACUUUCCACCGUGGUCGCACCAACGGAAACAGCUAGAGACCUACCAUGACACUCUCGCAACCACCCCGUGAGAGCCCUCUGCGGCCAUGAAAAGGUGGGGUUGUGUAGUGCUAGCCAGGGAAGGCCCAACACAACAGGGAAAUCAAGGGACUCAAUAAUAAUAAAUGAUUUGCUCAUUAUGGGUCUCCUGCGUAAUCAUAGUGACUGGUGCUGUAACCUCCCUAACAAAACCUGAUCCUAAUGGUUGAUUGUCAAGUGCUUUGACGGGCAAUGGAAUAGACAGGGGAACCAAUGUAAUACGUAGACUAAGAGCUAAAGACCUGUCCAUAAAGUUCCCAGCUGUGCCUGAAUCUACCAGCGUCUUACACUGGGGAACUACCGGGUAAUCAGGGAAGUUGAUGUGGAUGGUUAAAUGUGCAGCAGAGGGCUCUGAGCGAGUGUGGGUUUGUGCUACCUGGGGUAACGCGAGAGUGCCCUUCCUGCCUGCCGCCUCCAGAACCAGAAGAACUCUGACGACAUCGUGCAGCAGAAUGUCCUCUUCUGCCACAAGAGUGACACUGGAUCUGUCGUCCUCCAUUCUCCCGGAACGCUGCACCACCCAGCUCCAUCGGAACGUGAGCCGGGGUGAGGGGGGGGUGAAACAGCAGGUUAUCCAACCGGAUGGCCAUGUCCACAAGUUGGUUGAAGGUCAGAGUGGUAUCCUGGUUCGAAUCCAGGCUCUGUCGCAGCCGGCCGCGACUGGGAGACUCAUGGGCGGCGCACAAUUGGCCCAGCGUCGUCCAGGGUAGGGGAGGGAAUGGCCGGCAGGGAUGUAGCUCAGUUGAUAGAGCAUGGCGUUUGCAACGCCAGGGUUGUGGGUUCGAUUCCCACGGGGGGCCAGUAUAAAAAAAUAUGUAUUCACUAACUGUAAGUCGCUCUGGAUAAGAGCGUCUGCUAAAAUGACUAAAAUGUAAUGUAAAUGUAUCCCGGCAGGCUGCAUCGGAAAUGGUCGAUGGGGGACCACUCGUUCCACCCGGACCAAGCCGCUAGGGUUCUAAACUCCAGGGCAAAGUCUUGCGCGGUCCCUUGAUGUGAAAAUAAAUAAAAUAAAAUAAAAACUGGACUUGCAUUUAUUGACUAGAGGUGUAAUUAAUUGAAUGGCACAUUUUGCUGCUGAAGUGUGUGGAACCUACAGGCAGAUUGUCCUUGCUGUUCUCGAGUACAAUUUUGAUCUGGAUUUCCAAAAUGAUAUAGAUCUCCUUGAAAAUAUAAUUAAUAACAUACGAAUAGUCGAAAAGAAAAGGAAAAGCUGGUUGAAGGAGGGGAAUCGAAGGAGGGGAGGGGAUUGA